Messenger RNA from Tigriopus californicus, 3393 nucleotides. Its product is annotated as structural maintenance of chromosomes protein 5-like. Gene Ontology annotation, molecular function: ATP hydrolysis activity; ATP binding. Gene Ontology annotation, biological process: double-strand break repair via homologous recombination. The transcript has 4 exons. The record is from RefSeq and is a predicted model, not a curated record. Lineage: Eukaryota; Metazoa; Arthropoda; Copepoda; Harpacticoida; Harpacticidae. Bases 168 to 3344 code for a protein of 1058 amino acids. Gene Ontology annotation, cellular component: Smc5-Smc6 complex.
UUCGACCCUCCACCCUGCCUGAGGAACGAAGGGGUCAAUCUGGUGCCAGUAAAACGUAAACAAACUCGUGCUCGUUCUUCAAAUGGGGUUUCUGUCAAGUCGCCACAAAUUCAAAAGCCUGGUUAGUUGGGGGGACCGUUUGUCGUGUUUCGCGGUUGGACUAUGUCAUGUCGUCUGCGCCACGCCCUCUCCGGUCGUCGCCCAAUGAGUCGCCUCCAACCUGUCUAGGAUCGAUCCAGUUCAUCCGAUUGCAAGAUUUCAUGUCCUACCACGAUGUAAGCGUGCGACCCGGUCCAGGAUUUAACGUGGUCAUUGGACCCAAUGGCAGCGGCAAGAGCUCGAUUGUAUCGGCCAUCACGUUAGGUCUGGGUGGAGAUCUGAGCGAAUUGAAGCGACAGCGAUCGAUCACGGAUUUCGUGAAUACCACCACUGAUGCGGAUUGCGCCCGGAUCACCAUCGAGUUGUAUCGAGAUCAUGAGCGCGUGUACAAGGUUCAAUGCGAGAUCAAGCGCUCUGGGCAGAUCGUUUUUCAUCUGGACGAGGUCCUCGUCACGCAAGCCAAAGUCAAGAACUUGGUGGAGAAGCUUAGCAUUCAAACCAACAACUUGUGCCAGUUCUUGCCGCAGGAUGUGGUGCGAGAUUUCCCGGACAUGCCCUCGCAUGAGAAGCUAUUCAACACCAUUCGAGCAGUAGGUGAUGGGCGGACCAAUGAACUCCUUCAGGAGCUGAAAGACGAACAAGACAAGCUGGAGAGUCUGCAACAAAUGCUCCAGAUCAAAGUAGGGACUUUUACCGAGCUGGAGCGGAAAUGGGAGAGCUCCACUGUGGUCCGAAAUGUCAUUCGUCAACGCCAACGCCUACAGAAUAGCUUGAACUUGUUGGGCAUCAAGGAAAAAUUCUUUCUCUUCAAGCAACUGCGACUGGAUAUUCGGGACCUGGAGAAGAAGAUAAUCGAUUCAAAAGAAAAGAUUGACAGUCUAGCUCACUCCAAGGCGGAGCUGGAUCAAAAGCUCGAGACUCAUCAUCAGGCUAAGACCAACCUGGAAUUGACCAUGGUCGAGCCCAAAGACGUAAUUGCCAACUACAAGGCCUUCAUGAGUAGUUCCCCGAGUGAGAUACUCAACGACAAAAUCAAGUCCAUCACGAAUAAUCUGAACUCAUUAACCUCUCGAUACGAAAGCAAAGCUCAACAGAUUGAGCAACUCGAGGAAGAAAUUCAGUCGGCCACCCAACAAAUUGAUUCUUCCAAGACUCAAGGCAAAUUGGAAUCUGAAUACGAAACCCUGAACAAACAACUCAAGGCCAAGCAAUGUGAAAUAACGGCCAAAGAGCAUCUUCACUCCGUGGCAUUAGCCGAAUUGAAUGCUUUGGACCGCCAAAUACAACGUUUAUCGUCCGAGCGAAGCCGACUCCACUCCGAGGAGAAUCAAAAAAUGAACAUUCUGAAACAGAGAAACCCUGACGUCUUCCAAGGGCUGGAAUGGCUUCGGGCAAACCGUGACCGCUUUAAUCACACCAUUCAUGAUCCCAUCAUGGUUUGCUUGCGCGUUCUGGGUCCUCCAGAAAACGCCCUUUAUUUAGAGCGACUUAUUGGGGCCCAAGACUUGCAGGCCUUCGUUUGCGAAGAUCCUUCCGAUGCCAACAAGCUCAUGAAUAUUCUAAGGAGUGAGAAGAAACUGAGCCGAAUCAACGUCAUCACUAGUAGCAACACUAGCACGUCAAAUUGUGAGCCCAUCCCCUGUUCCAUUCAAGGUUUCAAAGGCUUCGUUUCCGAUAUGAUGGAUUGCCCACCAGCAGUGAGGACCUAUCUGUGCUCCAAAAAGCAACUCAAUCGAAUCCCAGUGUUUACGGCUGGUAGUGAUAGCAAGCACGUGGGUCAAAAGUACUUCCGUUAUUUCGUGGAUCGGAAGCUUUUCGUGAAACGUCAAGGCCGUUAUUCCAACUCUGAAUCCGUGUCCAUUGAGAAUUGUGCCAAUGACGAGGUUCGUUUCUUCCCGUCGGCCACGGUUGAUGAUAACGAGCUUCAGAGCAAUGAACGAAACAUUGCGUGGGCUAGAAAAGAACAGACCAAAAAGAAGUGGGAAGCCGAAAGUUUGACCAAUGAACUGAAAGCUGUCAACAGUGCUCAUGAUCGAAUAUCGAAUCACAUGGCAGAUAAGAAGCACGAGAUUGAAAGACUCAAGGGCUUGCAAUGGAAGAUCAAGGAUUUGGAGGGGCAAGUCGACGUUCUGAAGAAAUCGGCAGAUAUUCAGAGCCUUCGAGAACGAAGUCUGAAUGAAAGAGAGAAGGCCUUGAAACAAAUUAGUGUGGUACAUCAAGAAAUGUUGGCAUUCACAAAUAAGUACUCUAUGGCAGUGUUGACCCUCAAGUUUGCUGGCAUCCAAAUGGAGCAGUUAGAGAAAUCAAGCAGUCAAGAGAGAACUGCACACGCGGACAUAGAGGCAGAUCACAACGCAAUGACCACGAUGCUGAAGGACCUGGAGACGAAGAAAGUGACAAAUACCCAAGCCUUUCAAAAGAUCCACAGGGAAGUUCAGGCCCAUAUCACUUUCGACAAGAAACGAGUGCGCCUGAAGCCAGAAUUCGAAAAGAGCCUGCAAGAAGUCUGUCCAGGUGAGUUCACCUCCCAUUCUGAAGCCCGUGCCCGAAUGGAAACCUUAGAGAAAGACCUCCGAGACCUUCCGGCCAUAUCCCAACGGGACGAGGACGAUGCUAAGUUGUCCGAGCGGAAGUUCAAGGAGGCCAAAGAUGCCAUUCAAGAUAUGAAGGCUCAAAUCUCUCGGCAUGAAAAGGAUGCCAUCGUGCGCGGUCAAACCAUUUCCCGUCGAAUUCAAGAACUCGUCUCGAAAAUCGACUCUCGAUUCUCGGCUAUGAUGGCCGAUUUGGGACACGCCGGUUGCAUCAAGCUCGAUCAAGGCGAGGGCCCAUCUGAUUUCAAGUCAUUUGGGCUGGAUAUCAUGGUGAAUUUUGCCGGUGCCAAAGGAAACAUGGAGGCUCUUUCGGGAUCCGUCCAAUCCGGCGGUGAAAAGUCGGUCAGCACGGCCGUGUUCAUGAUGGCCUUACAAGAACUGACGCAAGUACCUUUUCGAUGUGUUGACGAAAUCAAUCAAGGAAUGGAUGAAGUGAAUGAACGUCUCAUUUGGAAGAUGCUUUUGACCACGGCUAAUCGCUACACUGCCCAAUACAUGUAUUUUUCUCCCAAGUUCCCUCGAGAACUCGAGUUUACCCCGGAUAUCAAGGCGGUGUUUUGCAUCAAUGGAGCCCUAAGAGUGGAUCUCCCAAAUCACUUCCAUCUUUCCAAUAUUCUGCAACGCAUGAAGAAGAAGCGCAAAAUCGUUACAUAACUUGAAAAUUGUUCAUACAUCUAUACAGAAAUAUACGGUCUCAAUCUUU